AUGAGCAACUGUAAACCGGUUAAAACUCCCAUUGAGGAGGGCUUUCCAGGCGAGGAUGUCUUGAAGGAAAAAUUAAUAACCGAUAAGCCUUUUAAGGAAUUAAUUGGUUGUCUUAUGUAUUUGAUGAACACAUCAAGACCUGAUCUGUCUUUGUCUGUUAAUAAGUUAAGCAGGUUUCAAAGAUGUCCCACGGAAAGUCUCUGGAAAGGAGUCAAGCGAAUUUUACGAUAUCUGCAAAGCACUGUUGACUUAGCCCUGUUAUAUCCUAAGAAUUCUAAAUUGAAAGAGCAAUUGGUUGGGUUUGCGGAUGCGGACUGGGCUGGCGAUACGUUUGACCGAAAAUCAACGUCAGGAUUUAUGGUAAAACUUUUUGGAGCUACUGUUACCUGGACAACUAGAAAGCAAAAUACAGUUGCUUUAUCCUCCACGGAAGCGGAACUUGUGUCACUUUGUGAACUAAUUUGUGAUUUACUUUGGAUUGUAAGAAUUCUAUUAGAUUUAGAUUUAGUAAUUGAUUUUCCGAUCACACUGUUUGAAGACAAUCAGUCUUGUAUACGCGCUGCAUUAUCUAAUAAUUUCAAUAAGCGACUAAAACAUGUGGAUGUUAAAUAUCAUUUCAUUUGUGAUCUAAUUAAAAAAAAGGAAAUUUUUGAAGUUAAAUAUCUCUCGACCAAUGCUCAAACAGCUGAUAUAUUAACCAAGCCACUUGGUGGAACAAAGUUUUGUAUUUUCAGAGAGAGCUUAGGAUUAAGUUUAAUUGAUUAA
Messenger RNA from Solenopsis invicta (red fire ant), 765 nucleotides. RefSeq names its product secreted RxLR effector protein 161-like. Bases 1 to 765 code for a protein of 254 amino acids. Lineage: Eukaryota; Metazoa; Arthropoda; Insecta; Hymenoptera; Formicidae. The record is from RefSeq and is a predicted model, not a curated record. The transcript has a single exon.